AACGAAACGCCUGAGCGAAAUGAAUCGAAGUGCUCACAACAUCCAGUAAAACUGUAAAAGCAGAGAAAGUGGGUGCAUCGCACAACGUAAAUUCCUGGUCGUUGGAGUGUCCUCCUGUCCAGUCUCUUUAUUUUUAUGUUUAUCAUUGCAGUCUUUUUUAUCCACCAUUUCAUCUCAGGGUUUCUUGCACAACCAAUUCAUCAAUCCUGUUUCAUCACAUUACAAUCAUGAAGCUCAAAGUUGUUAGCCGUGGAGUUGUCUCCGUCUCGCUGCCUCUCCCCAAUCCAGGCCCUGAUAACACCAAUGUUACCAACAACGAUAACAAUAACAUCGGGUGUGACGAGGAGUUCAUCAAGAAAGAAGCCCCUGAUAACGAACAAGGCCUUGUUCUCGCCCUGUUUACUCCUGAUCUCGAUAAAUCUCUGCCUUCUAGCUCCACCACCCCGCCUUGCCAGGGUAAGGCAAUUGUUAAGUCCAGGGACCUCAAUGAUCUCAGACUUACGCUCCCGGCGAAAAGGAAGACCAAGCCUUCUUCUAAAUCUAAGCUUGCAUUAUCUGAUAUGCCGAUAAGGAUUGUGAGGGAGAAGGCUACUCCUCCUCAAUUCAAAUCGGCAACGGUGAUUCGGGCUGAAGAGAUGCAGGCGGGUCUUGGAUCUGAAUUCCCGAGCUUUGUCAAGUUGCUGGUUCGAUCACAUGUUUCCAGUUGUUUCUGGAUGGGCCUUCCUAUGCCAUUUUGCAAGUUCCAUCUACCAAACAGAGAUGUUGUUCUUAUCCUGGAGGAUGAAAAUGGUGAUCGUGCUGAACUGAAGUACAUAGCAGAGAAGACAGGACUUAGCGCUGGAUGGAGAAAGUUCGCUGUUGGACACAAAUUGCUUGAAGGAGAUGUUUUGCUCUUCCAUCUAGUUGAGCCACUGAAGUUCAAGGUAUAUGUAGUAAGGCAAAAUGAAUUGACAGAUGUAGAUGGUGCUCUUAGCCUUCUGAAUCUGGAUGUGAAAACAAAACAACCACAACCAGUAGAGGGAGGAAGUUUCUCUAGACUUAAAACUCUGUUGAUUAGGAAGCGGAAGCGUCCAAGUGCAUCAGCUCUCAUUCAAAAGAAGAACAAGAAAAUGUUGGUGUCAAGAUCAGUACGUGACCUGGGGCAGCUAAGGGAACAAUCUGGGAAUGACAGUGAAGAGUUUGGUUCAGAAGUAUUGGAAGGCUCCAAGUUGUCUAAAACAUUGGUUCCUUUUAAAGAUGUUAAAAGCUUCGAGGACUUCCACAUUGUGGUGAAUGACUUGUGCAUAGAUUCUGAAUUACCUGAGCAUAUAAGGUUGAAGUAUUAUGAGCUUUGUUGCAAGAAAAAUGCAUUCCUUCACAGCCGAUUUCUACCAGGUCUCUAUUCUAAACUGGCUGCUGGUAUCAUUGGUGAAACUGUGAACAUUGCAGAUGCCAUAAAAAGUUGCAAACUCACUACCUCUUGGGAUGAGUUUGCAGUUUGGGAGAAGUCCCUAAAAUCAUUUGAGCUUUUGGGCAUGAAAGUUGGAUUUAUUCGUCAUCGUAUGCAUACAUUGAGGGGACUUGCAUUUGAAACUCAAGGUGCUUCAGACUUCAAAAAUUAUCUAGGAGCAAUAUCUAAACGAAUUCAUGCUGAAGAUGAAAUAAGGAAUCUUGAAGCAAAGCUCGUGGAAUUGAAGGCUGCUUGUGAGAAUUAUGAUGCUGACAUUGAGAUGCUGAGGUCAAAAGCUGAGAAGCAUGAGUCUGAAUUUCAGGAAGAGGUUGAUGCUCCCUGGUGACUGUACCGGAUGAAAACUAAUCUUUGUUUUGUAUGCAUAGUAUGUUUAGAUCAAGAAUAGGCAGAAGAAAACUUUGUGACCUGUGAAAGCUAGCGUUUACUGUAUUUCUGCCCCAUCGUUUAUGUUGUAACUUUGAACAUUUUACUUUGGGCUGUGUUUAAUAUGAUCCUUAAACUUCUCUGA
Molecule: messenger RNA, 1958 nt
Organism: Daucus carota subsp. sativus
Lineage: Eukaryota; Viridiplantae; Streptophyta; Magnoliopsida; Apiales; Apiaceae
Product: B3 domain-containing protein Os01g0234100-like
Exons: 7
Coding region: 228-1775 (515 amino acids)
Molecular function (GO): DNA binding
Source: RefSeq, a predicted model, not a curated record